ACAUCAUGAUUUAACAGCUCAAACUUUAUUUUGAGACACCCUACUAGGGAUAUUCUUGGUCUAUGCUUAAUUUGUGCAUGCAACUUUAAAUUCUUCUAAGUUUUGAUUAUUGGGUGGAACAAAUGGAAUAAUCCUAAGUAGAAGAAAAAAGUGAAUAAUAAUUUCUACAUAGUUUGCUGUGAAUAGUGAGUGGUAUCUGUGAUAAAUUGAAAAUUGGCAUAUUUUUGGAAUAACAAUUUGUUAAAUGUGAAAUGCAAUAGAUAACAAUACUGAAAAACGUACUAAGAAAAUAUAGAAUAAUGCCUGUCCUAAGCCCCCAUCGCAGCUCAUCUUCCGGUCUGAGCGGUUCCUACAGAUCCACCUUCAGUUCAUCAGCACUAGAUAGACCAUUCUACUCAUCGACAUCGUACAGUCCAAGAUUCAACACCUACAGCGAGAGAUAUACAAGUAGAAGCUUUACAGAUUCAGAUGGCCGCAGAAUAUACACUAGAUCUGGCUCUAUUACCGAAGAUGGGGUGACAACAAGAUUCAGAGAGGAAUCUCGGGAACCCAGCCUCAAACGUGAUUCCAUUUCCCGGGAUUCGGGAAUAAGUUCGAUCAGAGAAAAUUCGAUUUCCGAUUAUCCACGAAGGGAGAGUUCCUUAACUCGAAGUGACCGAUUGUCGCACGUCAACGUCAUCGAUUCUGUGGCCGAACUAAGAAAUAAAUACUCACCAGCCAAUUACGUGCCUGCUUGUAUGAGAAAAAAUGAAAAUUUAUCGAGGUCUAAGUCUAACAAUGAUAUAGGUUUGCCUCCUCUAGAAGUGAAAUCGACAAAGAAAAAGGUAAACGAUAGAGUGGACAGUAUUUAUACUAACAGUGUGGCAUACUCUAACAAUACUAAUACUGACAAUUUGACUGAUGAAGACGAUAACGGCAACCGAACAUCAGUCGCAGAUUUGUGCAAAAGGUUCGAUGACAAACUCUCUAGAACAGUGAAAAACGGUACUAGCCUCACCAACAAGACAUCGGAGGUCAAGUCCAAAAUUUCCGAACUAACCAAUGGCGUCAAACCCCUAAGCGGCAAGACAAAAACCGCCAACGUCAAAAAAUCUAUUAGCAAUGGCUCGGUCGCCAAAAAGAACGACGCGUCAUCCAUUAAAUGUCAAAAUAACGUUGAUGUUUUACAGUCUAACUCAAAAUUGGAAGUGAAUGAAGAUUCGGAUUUGAAAAAUGGGACAGAAGUCGAGAGGGAGGAGGUGAGCGAAGAAGGAGCAAGUAAUCAUUCCCUCUCGAAGAACGGUUCAAGAGUAAAUAAUUUUUCUUCUUACAUUUCUAUUUCGACCAAGGACUUUCAGAGGGGGGAUGAAAAUCAAUCAGAUCAGAAAAAUGAUAUGGAUACUAAAGAAUAUAUCGGAAAAGUAAUACAAAAUACAGAUCUGUCGACAUCUCCAAAAGUAACAAGAACAGCAAUCUCUCCAUCCAAUUCCAUAGCGAAUAGCCUUAACUCGAAUUCCUUAUCGCGUCGCUCAAGCGAAAGAGAGAACCACCGUAUCCGAGAUUAUUCGGAUGAUGAUAGUAGUGGUGAGCGGGUUCUUAACAGUUACGCCACCAUCAGAUCUUCAGAGUGCACCCCCCAAAAAAGCUUGGGCCUCAAUGGGCUGAAAAACAUCGGAAAUACGUGUUUUAUGAAUAGUGUACUCCAAUGUCUGUCGAACACCAGGUGGUUGUUGGAGUAUUUAAAGAAAGACGGAUACAUCAAGGACAUCAAUACGAGCAUAUCUAGCAUGAAAGGAGCUCUCAUAAAAGCAUUUGCGGAAGUGAUUAAGGAAUUGUGGUCAGAAGAUGCAUCCGAUAGAGUAGUAAACACCGCUUCAUUGAAGGGGCAAAUACAACGAUUUGCUCCUCGAUUUAUGGGUUAUGCGCAACAGGAUGCGCAGGAGUUUCUACGCUACUUAUUGGAAGGUCUACAUGAAGACGUGAAUAGAGUUCAAGAGAAGCCAAAGCCUAUAUUAACAGAAAUCGAUGAAAAAUUAAGUGAUAAUGAAAAAGCGCAAGAAUCGUGGACAAGAUAUUUAAGAAUGGAUAACUCAAGAAUAGUGGAUCAUUUUGUAGGUCAGCUUAAGUCAACACUGAAAUGCACACACUGCGGGCACUGUUCAGUAACGUUCGAUCCAUUUUGGGAUCUUUCUCUUCCUAUACCACAGCGAACGGGUCAGUUGAGACUUUCCCAAUGUCUCGAUUCGUUCACUCGAGAAGAAACUUUGGAUGGCGAUGAAAAACCGACGUGUUCAAAAUGUAAAGAAAGACGACGCUGCACUAAAUCCUUCUCCAUACACAAAUUUCCAAAAAUAUUGGUCAUUCACCUGAAGAGGUUCUCUCCGACAGAGAGAUUUAGAGGCAAAUUAAAUGUAACAGUAGAUUUUCCAAUGGAGGGACUAGACAUGAGUCAAUAUGCAGCAGACAACGUUUCUCCUUGUAGGUACAAUUUAUAUGCGAUAUCGAAUCACAGCGGCACCACGUAUAGCGGGCACUACACAGCCUAUUGCCGACAUCCCUACACGGGGCACUGGCACGAAUACAAUGACUCGAGGGUGUCUUCAAUAUCUUCGAAAUCACUAGUUAGUGGGGAAGCUUACGUCCUCUUCUAUGAGCAAGAGGGUGCAAAAUCCCACCUUUAAGUCAAUAACGUUUUAGUUUUAUAAUGAAAUAUUUUUAAACCAAGGCUUUAUUUGGUUUUGCAAAAUUUAUUUAUAUACACUCAAAUAGAUUUAUUUAUAUUUCUCCUUGUAUAUUUUAUGUAUUUAAAAUUUUGUUUUAUAUAAAUUGUACUAUGCUGUCCGACCCUGGUGAUUUUUCCUUAGGACUCUUUACAAGUCUCUCGCUACGUAUGUAUCUUGUAUUAACGUUAACAGAUGCAGGGUACUAACAAUUAGAUUUAAAGGGUAUGCUUUUCCGAGAUUUACAUAUACAAGCCGUUGAAUGUGCUAGAGCGAAAAGUAAUCUUGGAAACAUUAAGAUUACUUUAUGUAGAUCGGUUCAUUUUGACUCACAUCAAAGACGAUUCUGUUGCUACUUUUUACAGCUAUUAGUCAAAACUGUCACCAGUUGAAUAAUACGUAUGUCAUUCCUAGAAAAGGUCCCUAUGCCGCUGAGAAAAAAAGCGAUCUGACAACACUGCCUUCACAACAACUCUCUCACUCUCACCCCACCACUUUCGUCUCGCUGCAUUGCUUAGUGUCGGCCUACCAGCCUUCGAAGAUGGAGGUCACGGUCUCAGCGCAAAUGUGAAAUUCAUGCUGUGAUUGAUAUCACUUAUUGACAUUCAUCGUGAGUUAAUCGUCGCUUAUGGGUAAAACAUGUUCGCAAAUGGUGUAGAGAAUUCGGUGAAAGCCGAACUGAAAUUCCUUCAGAUUCAUCGUGAAUUUCCGUUCGGCCUUUACUGAAUUCUGUACACCGUUUACGAACAUGUUGAACAGAUAUGAACUUUUACUUAUAAACUUCAAUUAAGUGACGAUGAAUGUCAAUAGGUGAAAUUCAUUUUGCAUUUAAAAACGUAUCAGCAUGAAUUUCACAUUUGCGGUAACAGCAACCGUGACCUCCAUCGUCGAAAGCUGCUAGGACGACACUGAGCAGUGCAGCGAGGCCAAAGCAGUGGGGUGAGAGAGGGGGAGACUUGAUGUGUAAGGCAGUGUUGCCAGAUUUCUCCCAGCACUUCGCACUCUUUCUCAGCGACAUAAAGUACCUUUUUUUAAGAAUGACCCUCGUACAUUCACGAAUGAUAAUACGUCGUUAUGCUUUACCUUAGAGUCAAAAUGAAACGAUAGUGUUUUGUUUUUACUAGAAAAGUCGUAAUUUCUGUCCAUUUUAUAAUCGCAAUGUAAUUUUAUCACAGAUACGUUUCUACAAGAUACAGAAUUUUGGAUUAUUACAGAUCAAUCCAUUCAUGUUUUCAUUGCACUUUGAAAAAAAUGUAAAUAUAUAUUUACUGCUGGGACCCAAUUGUAUAAUUGUUAAAUUAUUUGAAUUCACAAAGUCUAGUGGGACAAAAAUAAUGUAUGUGAAUAUUUUCGUGGGUCAUUAUAGAAGUUCCCAACAGUAUUAGACGUUCUUUAAAAAUUUCGCAAUUACGGCUUUUAUGUCGCAUAUGAUUGAAUAGUCACUAUAUUAUUAAACCUUAAACAUUUAAAGGCAUUUUAAGUUUUGAAAAUACGAAGAAGUUAAGGAGUGCCAUGUCUGAACUAUACAAAGGCUGAUGGAGUUGUCUAGCCUUUUGUUUUCACAAAAACCGUUGCACAAAGUUCAAUGAAUGUGCCGGCGUGUUGUCGUGAUAACUCAACUAGUCGCCACUCAUCCAAAAAUUAGUUUUGUUGUCAGUUGAUCUUAAAACUCAUUUAUUUAUAUUCUGACCUUCUACAUCGUAUUGAUGUUGUACAACACUUUCAUAAUCGAAAAAAAAAAUCAAGAUGGUCGCUAAGGUGGAAGCUUCCGUUGUGAAGACUUGUAAGUUUCUCUUUAAGCAUAUUGUUGUCAUUAGCGAGCAUUUCUAAAUUGUUCAGGGCGAUUUUUUCAAGCACACGUUUCAAAUAUUCUAUAUUUUCCGGUUUUGUUGUGUUGGAAAGUCGGCCAGGACGUAGGUCACUUAGACAGACAUUAUUUUAGUCAUAUUUUGCUUAUAUAUUCAUCUCCAAAUGAUUUUGCAAAACUUGCAAAUUUGUUGCCCGCAUCUCUUAGCCAUUUUCAGCGACAACAAAAUGCGAUAAACGUUUUGGCGAAGUUAUAAAUUUAUACGUCCACAAUAUCUUUACUUUCACAUUUAUGAGUACUACCAAUCAAAGAGUAGUUUUACAGUUGUUUAUGCUGAUAUUGCAGUUGAAAUGCUUAUAUUUUUUUAACAUUCCUAACAAUUGUAACACAAAAAUUUAUCACGUCGUUAUAUUUGUUGUAUUUAAAUGUAUAAGGGUAUAUUAUCUUCUUUCUGUACUAAAGAUUACUUUUAACAUUUUGUCAAUUGAUUCCAAUCUCUGUUUAUUCUAAUUCUAAUCAAUUUAUAUAAUGUUCUACACUGCAAAUUAUCAAUUUAGAAGAUAUAGAUUCUAGAUGUACUCUAGAAUUGAUAUUCAAGAAAAAUGAAAUGGAUUGCUCUGUAUGUUGCCUUUUUAUUUUUACUAUUUAUUUAUAUGUUGUUAAUAGAAUUAUAGGAUCGGAGAAAAUGUACUUAUUUUGUUUUUUGUUUUAUAUAUUUAUCUAGUCUAUUUUCAAGGUACAAGUUUGGCAAUGCAAAUUAAAAUGUGAAUCAUCCACAUUGUUAAAAAAAUAGUUAUAUUGUAAAAAUAUUCUAGAAUCAUAACAAGUACAUAUACGAAAAAAAAAAGAAUAAUCUCUAUUGUUAACUUUUUUCUUUUUAUUUACGUUUAUUAGAGAUGCAGAACGGGUGUUUUUUUACUUUCUUCUCUUUUUACUAUUCUGUUAAUAACACAGCAUAGCUGAACAAAUACACGAGUUAAAAUUAAUUGACACAUACACAGUAUCAAAAAUAAUUUGAGGUAGUUAUGCGCUUACAACAGUAGGAAAUAAUAGAAAUAUUUAAAACUA
Molecule: messenger RNA, 5574 nt
Organism: Diabrotica virgifera virgifera (western corn rootworm)
Lineage: Eukaryota; Metazoa; Arthropoda; Insecta; Coleoptera; Chrysomelidae
Product: ubiquitin carboxyl-terminal hydrolase 2
Exons: 8
Coding region: 300-2660 (786 amino acids)
Biological process (GO): protein deubiquitination
Cellular component (GO): cytoplasm
Molecular function (GO): cysteine-type deubiquitinase activity
Source: RefSeq, a predicted model, not a curated record